GGACCACCGUCCUCCUCCCCGCUUCCGUCCUCCUCCCCCGCGCCAGGGGGCGCCGCUCGCCGCAGGGCCCCGCGGCGGACCUGCGCCUGCCGGGGAGCGUCCCGGGGACCUCCGCACCCCGCACUCAGACUGUGCCUGACCCGCAGCGCGCCCGCGGACUCUGCUCCGCGACGUCCCCACAACAUCCUCUAAGCCGCCGCAGGACCCUCCUACCUCCGAGGUUCCCCCGGGGACCACCGCCCCGCCUUAGGGGCUGCCCCGAGCGCCGGGUGUCAGAGCCCAGCGCCGCCCCCGGAUCCGCAGCCCGGGACCCGCUCCCUCUCCGCACCCUGGCUGGCUGCCUAGUCGGGACUGCGCACCUGCGCCCUGGGGCGGAGUCCUUCCCCCAGCCCCAGCUUCCCUGCACACAGCCGCGCGGGGCCGGCCUCCUCCCCCUCUGCAUCCCGGACACCUGGCGAGCCUGCGCCCAGAGCCUCCUCCAGCUCGCGUCUGUUCCCCCUGGAGGGCGGGGGCCCAGGCUGGAGCCAGCGCGGUAGAUGGGCACAGACUCCCCCUCCCCCCGGCCCCUCAGGCCGGGGGUGACCUUGCCCCCUGGAGCCCUCACCAUGAAUACCAAGGACACCACGGAGGUUGCUGAGAACAGCCACCACCUAAAGAUCUUUCUGCCCAAGAAGCUGCUGGAGUGUCUUCCUCGCUGCCCGCUGCUGCCUCCAGAGCGGCUACGAUGGAAUACAAAUGAGGAGAUCGCGUCCUACCUGAUCACCUUCGAGAAGCAUGAUGAGUGGCUGUCCUGCGCCCCAAAGACACGGCCUCAGAAUGGCUCCAUCAUCCUCUACAAUCGCAAGAAGGUCAAGUAUCGCAAGGACGGUUACCUGUGGAAGAAACGAAAGGAUGGGAAGACCACCCGAGAGGACCACAUGAAGCUGAAGGUCCAGGGCAUGGAGCCUGUCUCCUGGCAGUGUCUCUAUGGCUGCUACGUUCACUCUUCCAUCGUCCCCACAUUCCAUCGACGUUGCUACUGGCUGCUCCAGAACCCCGACAUCGUCCUUGUGCACUACCUGAACGUCCCGGCCCUGGAGGACUGCGGGAAGGGCUGCAGCCCCAUCUUCUGUUCCAUCAGCAGCGACCGGCGAGAAUGGCUGAAGUGGUCCCGGGAGGAGCUGUUGGGACAGCUGAAGCCCAUGUUUCAUGGCAUCAAGUGGAGCUGUGGGAAUGGAACAGAGGAGUUCUCUGUAGAACAGUUGGUGCAGCAGAUCUUGGAUACCCACCCAACCAAGCCUGCACCCCGAACCCAUGCCUGUCUCUGCAGUGGGGGCCUUGGUUCUGGGAGCCUUACCCACAAAUGCAGCAGCACGAAACACCGCAUCAUCUCUCCCAAAGUGGAACCCCGAGCUUUAACCCUGACCUCCAUCCCCCACCCCCACCCUCCUGAGCCUCCUCCACUGAUAGCUCCACUUCCCCCAGAGCUCCCCAAAGCACAUACCUCCCCAUCUUCAUCUUCCUCCUCUUCCACCUCCUCCUCCUCCUCCUCAGGCUUUGCAGAACCCCUAGAAGUCAGACCCAGCCCUCCCACCUCUAGAGGGGGUUCAUCCAGGGGAGGCACUGCCAUCCUCCUCCUGACGGGACUGGAGCAGCGCGCCGGGGGCUUGACGCCCACCAGGCACUUAGCUUCCCAGGCUGAUCCUAGGCCUCCCGUGAGCUUGGCUGUGGUUGUGGGCUCUGAGCCUACUGCCCCUCCAGAUCCCCCCAGCCCUGCCUUUGAUCCUGAUCGUUUUCUUAACAGCCCCCAGAGGGGCCAGACGUAUGGGGGAGGGCAGGGGGUGAGCCCAGAUUUCCCCGAGGCAGAGGCUGCCCAUACCCCCUGUCCUGCCCUGGAGCCUGCUGCUGCCCUGGAGCCCCAGGCAGCUGCUCGGGGUCCCCCUCCACAGUCAGGAGCUGGUGGAAGAAGAGGAAACUGCUUCUUCAUCCAAGAUGAUGACAGUGGAGAGGAGCUCAAGGGCCAGGGGCCAGCUCCACCUGUACCUUCACCACCUCCUUCAUCCCCACCCUCACCUGCGCCCUUGGAGCCAGCAGGCAGGGGAGCGAGAGGGGAGGCCUUGUUUGGAGGACCUGGCACGGCCAGCGAACUGGAGCCUUUCGGUCUUUCAUCAUUCCCAGACCUUAUGGGAGAACUCAUCAGUGAUGAAGCUCCAAGUGUCCCUGCCCCAGCCCCCCAGCUGUGCCCUGCGCUUAGCACCAUCACAGACUUUUCCCCCGAGUGGUCCUACCCAGAGGGUGGGGUCAAGGUGCUCAUCACGGGUCCCUGGACAGAGGCCGCCGAGCAUUACUCCUGUGUCUUCGACCACAUCGCUGUGCCAGCCUCCCUCGUCCAGCCUGGUGUCUUACGCUGCUACUGUCCUGCCCACGAGGUAGGGCUGGUGUCUUUGCAGGUGGCAGGGCGGGAGGGACCCCUUUCUGCUUCUGUGCUGUUUGAAUACCGAGCCCGCCGAUUCCUGUCUCUGCCUAGUACCCAGCUUGACUGGCUGUCCCUGGAUGACAACCAGUUCCGGAUGUCCAUACUGGAGCGGCUGGAGCAGAUGGAGAAGCGGAUGGCAGAGAUUGCGGCAGCUGGGCAGACACCUUGCCAGGGUCCCGAGGUUCCUACCAUCCAGGAUGAAGGCCAAGGGCCCGGGUUCGAGGCACGUGUGGUGGUCUUGGUAGAGAGUAUGAUCCCACGUUCUACCUGGAGGGGUCCCGAACGUCUGGCCCAUGGAAGCCCCUUCCGGGGCAUGAGCCUUCUGCACCUUGCUGCUGCCCAGGGCUAUGCCCGCCUCAUCGAGACCCUGAGCCAGUGGCGGAGUGUGGAGACUGGGAGCCUAGACUUGGAGCAGGAGGUUGACCCGCUCAAUGUGGAUCAUUUCUCUUGCACCCCUCUGAUGUGGGCCUGCGCCCUGGGCCACCUGGAGGCUGCUGUGCUCCUCUUCCGGUGGAACCGACAAGCACUGAGCAUUCCCGACUCUCUGGGCCGCCUGCCGCUGGCUGUGGCUCACUCCCGUGGCCACGUGCGUCUCGCCCGCUGCCUUGAGGAGCUGCAGAGGCAGGAGGUGUCAGUCGAGCCCCCCCUCUCCCUCUCACCACCUUCCUCGAGCUCAGACACUGGUCUCAGCAGUGUGUCUUCGCCCUCAGAACUGUCAGACGGCACAGUCUCCGUUACAUCGGCCUAUUCUAGUGCCCCAGAUGGCAGUCCUCCCCCUCCUCCUCUGCCAGCCUCUGAGAUUAUGAUGGAGGAGAUGGUCCCAGGCCAGCUCUCCUCUGGUGCCCCAGAGGCCCCCCUCCUCCUCAUGGACUAUGAGGCCACCAACCCCAAGGGGUCCAUGGUCUCCCCGCCUGCCCUCCAGCCAGCCCCAGACGACGGGGCUGCUCCAGAGGACACCGACAGUCUCCGGGCUGUGGAUGUGAUCCCGGUGGACAUGAUCUCACUGGCCAAGCAGAUCAUCGAAGCCACACCAGAGCGGAUCAAACGCGAGGACUUCGUGGGGCUGCCUGAGGCCGGAGCCUCCAAGCGGGAGCGCACAAGGGCUGUAGGGCUCAGCGAGACCAUGUCUUGGCUGGCCAGCUACCUGGAGAAUGUGGACCACUUCCCCAGCUCCGCCCCUCCCAGUGAGCUGCCCUUUGAGAGAGGCCGCCUGGCUGUUCACCCGGCACCUUCCUGGGCAGAAUUUCUGUCAGCCUCGACCAGUGGCAAGAUGGAAAGUGACUUUGCUCUGCUAACGCUGUCGGAUCACGAGCAGCGGGAACUGUACGAGGCAGCCCGGGUCAUCCAGACUGCCUUCCGCAAGUACAAGGGCCGGCGGCUGAAGGAGCAGCAGGAGGUGGCGGCCGCGGUGAUCCAGCGCUGUUACCGCAAGUACAAGCAGUUCGCGCUCUAUAAGAAGAUGACCCAGGCGGCCAUCCUGAUCCAGAGCAAGUUCCGCAGCUACUGUGAGCAGAAGCGGUUCCAGCAGAGCCGCCGGGCGGCCGUGCUCAUCCAGCAGCAUUACCGCUCCUACCGCCGCCGGCCCGGGCCGCCCCACCGGCCACCGGGCGCCAGGGGCUCCUUUCUCACCAAGAAGCAGGACCAGGCAGCCCGGAAGAUCAUGAGGUUCCUGCGGCGCUGCCGACACAGGAUGAGGGAACUGAAGCAGAACCAGGAGCUGGAAGGGCUCCCCCAGCCGGGACUGGCCACCUGACGUCGCCCUUCUCAG
Ochotona princeps (American pika) is the source of this 4223-nucleotide messenger RNA. It is a transcript of the gene CAMTA2, whose product is annotated as calmodulin binding transcription activator 2. The record is from RefSeq and is a predicted model, not a curated record. Gene Ontology annotation, biological process: regulation of transcription by RNA polymerase II. Gene Ontology annotation, molecular function: protein binding; double-stranded DNA binding; transcription coregulator activity. Gene Ontology annotation, cellular component: nucleus. The transcript has 22 exons. NCBI's taxonomy places the organism in Eukaryota, Metazoa, Chordata, Mammalia, Lagomorpha, Ochotonidae. The coding region runs from base 537 to 4208 and encodes 1223 amino acids.